Messenger RNA from Striga asiatica, 495 nucleotides. NCBI's taxonomy places the organism in Eukaryota, Viridiplantae, Streptophyta, Magnoliopsida, Lamiales, Orobanchaceae. The record is from the annotation of a GenBank genome assembly.
AUGAGCCACGACGAGCCAUUGGUAGCGUACCGGUUCACGAGGCAGUACGAGAAGGUCCGAGGCGGCCCUUCUGAGCCGGCAGGGACAGUCUCCCCCUGCCCAGGCCCAGUAACCCGCCGGCCCCAGAGAAGAACCCGCGGUUCUCUUGGCCGCAGCCGAGGGCCACGCGGGCAAGCCGCGUGGUCCGGAAGGUCAGGGUCUCGGUCGCCAGCUCACCCUUGGUGUAGGAGUAGUCCCCCGGUGCGCGUGGCAGAGCUUGGAGUCGCAGGGGACGAGUUUGAAGGACUCGGAUUGGGUCGGGUCGUAAACUGGGUCGGACUGCCUGAAGCAGUCGCGACAGGGCAUGCACUGGAGCCAGGUGAGGUCGCUCCCAGUGUCGACCACGAACUGGGCGAGCUGGGGUGGGGUGCCGACCAUGAGGCGCGUGAAGAACUCGCCGCUCCCCUGGAGGAUGCCGGAGUAGAUGGAGCUGUUGAAUUGGGCCGGGCCGCGUAG